UCUUCCAAGCGCCCGCCUCAAACCUCGCCCUCUCCGCUUGCAUCCAGGUGCGAGUGUGGCGCCAUUUAGCCGCCAUCGGGGCGGAGGGAAGGUGGCGUUUCCGGGUACCCCUCGGCAAGGCGCCCCGCGGGCCGGAGAGGCGAGAUGAGCGGCUCCGAGGAAGAGAAGCAGCUGGAGCUAAUCAGCAGCCUGAAAGAACAAGCUAUUGGUGAAUAUGAAGAUUUAAGAAAAGAAAAUAAGAAAACAAAAGACGAGUGUGACAAAUUCAAACAAGAGAGAGAUGAAGUGGUCAAACAGCUGCAAGAACUGCAUAAAGUUUCUCAUAUGGUUAUUGAAGAAGUCAGCUGUAUACAAAACCACCUGGAGAUUGAAAAGACAUGUCGUGAAAGUGCAGAAGCUUUUGCUACUAAGGUGGAAUGUGUUCAGGUGGAAUCGGUUUCAAAGAGGAUUUAUUCUAUGGAUUACAUCAUUAAGAAUGAAAUCAGCAAUGUUGACAUAAUCAGGUUUUACUUCUGGGAUCUGCGAGAUCAAAUUAUCUCACUUCAAGAGGAGAAGAAAACUGCCGUCAUUGAGCUGGAAAACCUGAAGAGCACCUUUGUAGAAGGAAUAGCAGAAAUAAAUAAACUAAAGGAACAAAAUGCAAUCCUAGCAUCUGAAGUCCACAACCAUCACAAGGUGUUGGAAAAAUGUAAUCGAAUGUCUGUACUAGCAGUAGACGAGUAUGAAGAACUCCAAGUCAACUUUGAGCUGGAAAAAAACUUACGGAAGAGGGCAGAAAACUUUGCACAAGAGAUGUUUAUUGAACAAAAUAAGUUGAAACGGCAAAGUCAGUUGCUGCAACAAAACUCCACCCCUGAUGAGCAGCUUUCAAAAGCUCUAGAUGAAAAUGCCAAACUGACUCAAAUGCUGGAGGAAGAAAGAUUGCAAUACCAGCAGAAGAUUAAAGAAUUGGAGGAACAAUUAUGUAAUGAAGUUUUGCGCAAAGAAAUCAAGUCCCUUAAACAACAACUAGAACUUCUAGAAGAAGAAAAAAAAGAAUUUGAGGAGAAGUGUCAGAGUGCUGAAGAACAAAUUAAAAACUUAAAGCAUUCAGUUGAUGAGCUUGAAAAACGAGUACAUCGGUCAGAGAAUCCAGUACCACCUCCACCUCCACCCCUCCCACCUCCACUUCCUCCUCCUCCUAAUCCAAUAAAGUCUCUAAUGUCAAUGAUUCGUAAGAAGUCUCAUCCAAAUAGCAACUUGACCAAAAAAGAAAAGGCCUCUUCUCAGCAACAAUCAGGAGAAGUAACAGAUCUGAAGAGACAAGCUGUGGAAGAAAUGAUGGAUAGAAUUAAAAAAGGAGUUCAUCUUAGACCUGUUAAUCAAACCAACCGUAUUAGGGCAAAGGCAGAGGCACCCAAACCCAGCGAGAGUGCAGUGAAAGAACUAAAAGGAAUACUGGAGACUUUGAAUACAUCUGCAAGUUCCAGAAGUUUAAAAUCCCUUGACACAUAUGGUAAUGAAACAGAAUUAGAUAGAAUUCUGAGGCUCAGAAAAGUGACAACUGAUCAAGAUAGUAGCAAUCGAACUGGAACUUUGGCUACAUCUGAAUCUAAAUCUAUGCCAGUUUUGGCUUCCAUUGGAACAGAAUCAGAAUUGACUAAAAAAUAUUUAGCAGCAAACUUCAAUUCAAAAUCUUCAGGGUUGGAUGAACAGUCUCAUAAAAUGGUCAAAAGCACAAGUUCUGCAGUUGUCACUCAGUCAUCCAGCAAUGCAGGACUUAAAAACAAGGUUGUUGAUGCAGACAAGCAAGCUGAAAUCAUGGUACUAUUCAAUCCAGAGAAAAUCAAAGAACAAAUGCCUAAAGUUAUGGAUCAAGGCAAGAUAACUGAAAACAAGGGUCAACAGCUUCAUAAAGACACGAGUACUGAGAAAACAAAAGAGACCGACAGCUCUCUCUGUUAAUUGAUAUGCUGAAAGGCAUUGACUAUUUCUGGAACUCUGUUUUCAAUGAUUGUCAGUUGUUUUGUUUAUGAAUAUGGGAAAGGGCUAUAUUUUUUACUCAUAAUGUGUUUAUAUUGAAUCCAAAGUCUUUACACCUCUUUCCUCUGUUUUUUCUUCUAAAUUAAUAUAUGGUGUUCACUUACUAGAUUAUGCAAAAUGUUAAGAUUUAUUUGAAUAAUUUAUAUAAGUACUUUGUUUAUAGUUUGACCAAAAAGCCUGCUAACCACCGGCGGUGGUGAGACCCCUCCUGAAGAAACCAUCCUUGGAUCCAGCUGUUCUUAACAGCUAUCGCCCGGUCUCC
Molecule: messenger RNA, 2284 nt
Organism: Thamnophis sirtalis
Lineage: Eukaryota; Metazoa; Chordata; Lepidosauria; Squamata; Natricidae
Source: RefSeq, a predicted model, not a curated record